GCGGCCAAAGAUGCCGCAGCGGAGCUCCGCGGAGAGCUGGAGGAGGCGGCCGCAGAGGUGCAGCAGCUGACCGAGGACGAAGCAGCACUCCGCCUGGAUGUGGAGAAACUCGGUCGCGCGGCCGAGGAGGCUCAGAAGGAGAGGACGGAAUCCAAGACGAGAAAUGCCGCCAGCAUAAAGGAGGCGGAAGAAUCCCAGCAGGCCCUGGAGAAAGCCAUGGUGAUGCUGCGGGAGGUCUAUGGAAAGGCUCCGGCAUCCUUGCUGCAAGUGGAUCAGACUUCGUCUGACAUGCCGGCCCUUGAAGGCGCUCCGGAGACGUUCCCCGAUGCGGACUAUGUCGCGGCUCCGCAGAGGGGCUUGCUGGAACUCCUUGAGGUAGCUGCCAGCUCGUACGCUUCUGCGGCAGCAGAGCUGGCUGAUGAGGAGAAGGCCGACGAGGGACAAUUUCAGCAGUUCCUGGCGGAGACGCGGAAGGACAAGGAGAUCAAGAGUCGCGAGCUGGCACACAAGCAGGAUCGGCGUGAGCGCAAGCAAAUGUUCCUGAAACAGGGCGAGGCCGAGCUGGCAACGUCGAGCGACAAGUUGGCAAAAGUUAGAGAGUACUUGGAGAAGCUGCAGAGCCAGUGCAAGGCGGAGCCGAAGCCGAGUUUGGAGAGCCAAAGCCGGUGA
This is a messenger RNA of Symbiodinium sp. CCMP2592, 669 nucleotides long. The record is from the annotation of a GenBank genome assembly. Lineage: Eukaryota; Dinophyceae; Suessiales; Symbiodiniaceae.